AUGCUGGGCAUUCCAUUCCUCGAUGAUGCCAUCACAAAAUGGUUUCGUCCCACAGCUUUUGAUGAUCCCGUCGAUCGACUCAAUUAUUUUGUCACCGCCACACUUUUGGCUUUCUUCGCGGUGAUGGUUUCGGCGAAACAAUAUGUUGGAGCUCCAAUCCAAUGUUGGAUGCCAAUGGAGUUCAAGGGUGGAUGGGAACAGUAUGCGGAAGAUUAUUGCUUCAUUCAAAAUACUUUCUUCAUUCCAUUCCAUGAAGAAAUUCCCACGGAUACUGAAACACGAGAAGAGGCUCAAAUCGGCUAUUACCAAUGGGUGCCCAUUAUGUUGGCUCUUCAAGCGAUCAUGUUCUAUUUGCCGAAUUGGAUUUGGAAGACUCUCCAUCAACAAAGUGGUAUUGACAUGCAAACAGCCGUUUCCGAUGCGCAAAAACUCCGCUCAAUCGGUCACUCUGACCGAAAAAGAGAACUCGCGAAAUUGAGCGACUACAUUGUAGAUUGUCUCGAGUUUAAACAAUCCUAUCGAUCACCAUUCAGAUUCAUGUGCUUCAACAUUGGAAAAGGUGGAGGCUCAUUCGUGGCGAUGCUGUACCUCUUUGUAAAAUUCCUUUACGUGUGCAAUAUCUUUGGCCAAUUCUAUCUCCUCAACACUUUCCUUGGAUCCGAUUAUCAUUUUUGGGGUUUCCAGACAUUCCUCGAUUUGAUGAGUGGUCGUGAAUGGUUGGAGAGUGGAGUGUUCCCUCGUGUCACUCUCUGUGACUUCAAGGUUCGUCGUCUCGCCAACGUGCAUCGAUACACAGUGCAAUGUGUUUUGAUGAUCAAUAUGUUCAACGAGAAGAUCUACUUGUUCUUGUGGUUCUGGUUCCUCUUCGUGAUGAUCUCAACGGUGAUCAAUUUCUUCUAUUGUUGUUUCCAGCUCAUUCCAUCAGGAUCACGAACAAACAGUUGUCGGAGAUGGUUGAGUGAUAGCAAGGAGGAUCAACCCGAUCAUUACAACCGAACUCGAAUCAUUGGAAGCUUUGCCCAGCGAGGACUCAAGCCUGAUGGAGUUUUAUUGAUGCGAUUCAUCGAGGGUCACGCUGGAGCGAUUGUGGCUCGAGAGCUCACUUCUCAACUCUUUUCUGAGUAUUUCAAUGAUGUACAAACGGGCAUCUCUGAUCAUUCAACAAAGACCACAUCCCCGGGCCUCGAUGAUGGACUUCGCGAACAACUUUAUCCACCCGGAAAGAUGGGUUUAUUGGAACCGGAUUUUGGAAAGCAACAAAUGGUC
Molecule: messenger RNA, 1266 nt
Organism: Mesorhabditis belari
Lineage: Eukaryota; Metazoa; Nematoda; Chromadorea; Rhabditida; Rhabditidae
Source: the annotation of a GenBank genome assembly